AUGGCGCCCUCGGCGGCGCCGGGAGCUCCCGCGCGGGCGCUCGCCGCACGCAUCGCGCGCGGGAGCCUCCGCGCGCGUCCCGUCCCCUCCCGCGUCGCUUCGGUCGGCGUGCACGCGCGGGCGGGCGGCGGAACACGCCCCACCGCGCAUGGAGAUGCGCAGCUCGAGGCGGACGCAUCCGCGACGCGCCCCACCGCGGUCGCGCGGCUGACCGCGUCCCUCGGCGCGUCCACGUCGACGCGCCGCGACGUCCACGUCGACCGCCGCGCGGACACGAGGGCGGCUCGUCGCGAGCGCCGCGACGCCAAGCACGCGCGCGAGCUCGGCCCACACCUCGGCUCGGCCAAUUCUCCCGCGUCGGUGGACGCAGCGAUGUCGCGCGAGUUGGCCGCCAUGGCCGGAGGCGUCGACGCGCUCGCGCGACGCGCGCGGGAUCUCGCGCUCGCCGACGAGCGCAACCUCGAGGUCGCGCUCCGCCUCGCGUCCGCCGCCGCCGACGUCGCCGCGGAAGAGCUCCGCGACGCGUCGCUCGAGGCGGAGACCGACCUCGACUGGCCCGAGUCGUCGUCGUCAUCCGCGGACGCUGUCGACGCGGGCUCAGGGUCCUUCCACGGGUCCUUCGACGACGCGUCACGAACCGCGGCGGCGGCACGGGGGAUACUGAGCCGACGCGAACGCGCACAGCUGUGCGCCGAAUCCGUCGUCGACCUGUCGUCCAAACUCUCCAGACGCCUCAUACACGACGAGUGGUCCGCAUCCGUCGCCGCAUUCGCCGCGAAGGAUUGGCGCAGAGAUCGGAAGAAACCCCGGGUGAGGCCGAAGGACCGGCGGUGCAACCAGCCCAAGGCGCGUCAGGGGUGGAACAAGCGCGCGAUGCGGGAGACGGGCGUGAGGGUGUGCGUCGGGUGCGAACGGAUGCUGCCGACGACGGAGCUCAUCCGCGUCGCGAGGAUGGCGGACGCGGACGACGACGUCGACGCGGAGGGUCACACGAUUGAUACCGUCGAGAAGGAUGGGGAGGAGGGCGACGUCGACGUCGAUACGGAGAAGAAGAAGAAGAAGAAGGACGGGUCCUCCAAACGCAAGUGGUCGGUCGCGAUAGACCCCGGCAGCGUCGCGGGCUCCGAGCCGUUGCUGCGCAUGCUCGUCGACGGGGGCGACGCGGCGGCGGCGGCGAAGCACCCCGCCGCGGCGACGGCGGCGCAAACGUUCCUUCGACGAUUGGCGCCCGCGGCUGUCGCCCACCCCUCGGCCGACCGAAACGAACGACCGACCGCGGCGGCGAGUCCUCCGUCCCGCCGCCGCCCGACGAACGCGCUGCAGGGCCGCGCGGUGUACGUGUGCCGAAGGGGCGCGUGCGGUCGGGUCGCGUUUCAUCCCAAGACUCGGAGGGCGCAUCGCUCGUUACGAGCCGCCGGUUCGUUUGACCCGUCGUUCGCCGCGGCGGCGAUUGAGCUGUGCGUCGCCGCGGAGGUUGAGGACGGCGUGGACUCGAGUCAUUGGGUGUUGGAUCGUGCGGUGGGCGGGGUUCCGGGACGUGCGGCGUCGCACCCGCGGUACGUGGACGAGCGGACGGGUGAGACGGCGGAGGGUUCCGAUCAGACGUUUUUGGUGUGGGCGGCGGAGCGGAGCGACUUUGGCGUCGAGGCGGAGACUGACGAAUGA
Micromonas commoda is the source of this 1665-nucleotide messenger RNA. RefSeq lists its product with no specific name. Lineage: Eukaryota; Viridiplantae; Chlorophyta; Mamiellophyceae; Mamiellales; Mamiellaceae. The coding region runs from base 1 to 1665 and encodes 554 amino acids. The transcript has a single exon. The record is from RefSeq and is a predicted model, not a curated record.